AUAAGAAAAGAACAACUCUUGAAUAAAAUGAAAUCAAUAGAAUCUCUGAGGGCAAAACUUCAACACCUGAGUGAAAGGAUGAGUGAAGACAUGAGAGACAAAAUCGCCAGACUGGAGCAAAACAACGACGACAUUCUGAAACUAUUGACUGUAUUGGAGCAAAAGCAUUGGGAUUUGUGUGAAAAGAAAGAAUAUAUGCCACGUUACGCUAAGGCAAUCGAGACUGAAAAGAAAGGUUUGAAGAGUGUUUUGGCCGAAAUUGUCAUCCAGAGACAAGAUAUGGAAAAUCGAAUGAAACAAGAGGCUUUGUUGGGAACGACGGAUCUUGAAAAGCUGAAGGCAGAGCUGAAGCAAGACAGAGAGGAUCUGAAUAGAAGGAAUGAGCUGUUGAACAAAGAGAAAGUGGACUGUGACCAGAUGCGGUCUGACAUCCAGACACAAACUGACUUAUUAGAACAAGAGAAACAAGACAUAAAAGAGGAAAGAGACAGGUUGGAAUUCACAAAGAUAGAGCUGCAAAAGAAGAAGGAAAACCUUGAAUGUCUGUUUGACGGCAUAUACAGAGAGAAAGCCAACAUUAAAGAUCUAGCCCUUCAUGUUCAGACAAAAAGGGACGAACUUGAGAAAGUCAUUAACAUGAUUGCCUUCAGACGAAAAGAACAAGAGCUCAGGGGAGACGACAUCAAAAGACAAACACAAGAACUGGAGACCAGUAAGAACAGCGCACUGGCAGAAAGACAAGAACUGGAAGUUUUGAAGAAGCAUCUCAACAAGAAGGGGGAAGAGCUUGAAGCUGCCAUGAAUAGCAUCAGUGGAGAGAGAGGACAACUCAGUCAGAUGAAGAUCAGUACUGAGAGGGACAGGGAAAUACUUUUGAAUGAAAAGGACAGACUAGAAAGAGAUCGGUCAGAGCUGAAAAUAAGAAAAGAACAACUCUUGAAUAAAAUGAAAUCAAUAGAAUCUCUGAGGGCAAAACUUCAACACCUGAGUGAAAGGAUGAGUGAAGACAUGAGAGACAAAAUCGCCAGACUGGAGCAAAACAACGACGACAUUCUGAAACUAUUGACUGUAUUGGAGCAAAAGCAUUGGGAUUUGUGUGAAAAGAAAGAAUAUAUGCCACGUUACGCUAAGGCAAUCGAGACUGAAAAGAAAGGUUUGAAGAGUGUUUUGGCCGAAAUUGUCAUCCAGAGACAAGAUAUGGAAAAUCGAAUGAAACAAGAGGCUUUGUUGGGAACGACGGAUCUUGAAAAGCUGAAGGCAGAGCUGAAGCAAGACAGAGAGGAUCUGAACAGAAUGACUGAGCUGUUGAACAAAGAGAAAGUGCACUUGGACCAGAUGAGGUCUGACAUCCAGAGACAAACUGACGUAUUAGAACAAGAGAAACAAGACAUAAAAGUGGCAAGAGACAAGUUGGACAUCACAAAGACUGAGCUGCAAAAGAAGAAGGAAAAUGCAGUCAGUCUGUUUGACGAGAUAAACAGAGAGAAAACCCACGUGAAAAAUCUGACUCUUCGGGUUCGGAGAGAACGAGAUGAACUCGAAAAUGUCAUGAACAUGAUUACCUUCAGACAAAAAGAGCAAGAACUCAAGGAAGACGACAUCAAAAGACAAACACAAGAACUGGAGACCAGUAAGAACAGUGUACUGGCAGAAAGAGAAGAACUGGAACUUUUGAGGAAGGACCUCAACAAGAAAGUAGAAGAGGUGGAAUCAGCCACAAACAGCAUGAGUGGAGAGCGCGAACAACUCACGAAAAUGAAGACUGACCAUGACAAAGGGAGAGAAAUGCUUUUGAAUGAAAAGGACAUAAUGGACAGAGAAAGGGAAGAGCUGAAAAUAAGAGAAGAUCAACUGAUGAGUAAAAUGAAAUCCAUAGAAACUCUGAGAGCAAAACUUCUACAGCAAAAUGUGACGAUAAGUGAAGGCGUAAAAUACAAGGUGGACAGGUUGAGACAAAACAAUGAGGAUGUGCUAAUGCUGUACACUGUAUUGGAACAAAAGCUUGGAGAACUUGAUAAACAGAAAGAAAGCGUGGCUGGUGACACUGAGAUUUUAGAGAGAGAAAGGGAAAGUCUGCUAAGUAUGCUCUCCGACAUGGACAUCCAGAGAGAACACAUGGAAAAUAUGUGGAAGCAAAAGUUUGAGAUGGAAAAACAAAAUCUUGGAAAACUUAAGGCACAACUGAAGCGAGACAGAGAGGAUCUGAAUAGAAGGAAUGAGCUGUUGAACAAAGAGAAAGUGGACUGUGACCAGAUGCGGUCUGACAUCCAGACACAAACUGACUUAUUAGAACAAGAGAAACAAGACAUAAAAGAGGAAAGAGACAGGUUGGAAUUCACAAAGAUAGAGCUGCAAAAGAAGAAGGAAAACCUUGAAUGUCUGUUUGACGGCAUAUACAGAGAGAAAGCCAACAUUAAAGAUCUAGCCCUUCAUGUUCAGACAAAAAGGGACGAACUUGAGAAAGUCAUUAACAUGAUUGCCUUCAGACGAAAAGAACAAGAGCUCAGGGGAGACGACAUCAAAAGACAAACACAAGAACUGGAGACCAGUAAGAACAGCGCACUGGCAGAAAGACAAGAACUGGAAGUUUUGAAGAAGCAUCUCAACAAGAAGGGGGAAGAGCUUGAAGCUGCCAUGAAUAGCAUCAGUGGAGAGAGAGGACAACUCAGUCAGAUGAAGAUCAGUACUGAGAGGGACAGGGAAAUACUUUUGAAUGAAAAGGACAGACUAGAAAGAGAUCGGUCAGAGCUGAAAAUAAGAAAAGAACAACUCUUGAAUAAAAUGAAAUCAAUAGAAUCUCUGAGGGCAAAACUUCAACACCUGAGUGAAAGGAUGAGUGAAGACAUGAGAGACAAAAUCGCCAGACUGGAGCAAAACAACGACGACAUUCUGAAACUAUUGACUGUAUUGGAGCAAAAGCAUUGGGAUUUGUGUGAAAAGAAAGAAUAUAUGCCACGUUACGCUAAGGCAAUCGAGACUGAAAAGAAAGGUUUGAAGAGUGUUUUGGCCGAAAUUGUCAUCCAGAGACAAGAUAUGGAAAAUCGAAUGAAACAAGAGGCUUUGUUGGGAACGACGGAUCUUGAAAAGCUGAAGGCAGAGCUGAAGCAAGACAGAGAGGAUCUGAACAGAAUGACUGAGCUGUUGAACAAAGAGAAAGUGCACUUGGACCAGAUGAGGUCUGACAUCCAGAGACAAACUGACGUAUUAGAACAAGAGAAACAAGACAUAAAAGUGGCAAGAGACAAGUUGGACAUCACAAAGACUGAGCUGCAAAAGAAGAAGGAAAAUGCAGUCAGUCUGUUUGACGAGAUAAACAGAGAGAAAACCCACGUGAAAAAUCUGACUCUUCGGGUUCGGAGAGAACGAGAUGAACUCGAAAAUGUCAUGAACAUGAUUACCUUCAGACAAAAAGAGCAAGAACUCAAGGAAGACGACAUCAAAAGACAAACACAAGAACUGGAGACCAGUAAGAACAGUGUACUGGCAGAAAGAGAAGAACUGGAACUUUUGAGGAAGGACCUCAACAAGAAAGUAGAAGAGGUGGAAUCAGCCACAAACAGCAUGAGUGGAGAGCGCGAACAACUCACGAAAAUGAAGACUGACCAUGACAAAGGGAGAGAAAUGCUUUUGAAUGAAAAGGACAUAAUGGACAGAGAAAGGGAAGAGCUGAAAAUAAGAGAAGAUCAACUGAUGAGUAAAAUGAAAUCCAUAGAAACUCUGAGAGCAAAACUUCUACAGCAAAAUGUGACGAUAAGUGAAGGCGUAAAAUACAAGGUGGACAGGUUGAGACAAAACAAUGAGGAUGUGCUAAUGCUGUACACUGUAUUGGAACAAAAGCUUGGAGAACUUGAUAAACAGAAAGAAAGCGUGGCUGGUGACACUGAGAUUUUAGAGAGAGAAAGGGAAAGUCUGCUAAGUAUGCUCUCCGACAUGGACAUCCAGAGAGAACACAUGGAAAAUAUGUGGAAGCAAAAGUUUGAGAUGGAAAAACAAAAUCUUGGAAAACUUAAGGCACAACUGAAGCGAGACAGAGAGGAUCUGAAUAGAAGGAAUGAGCUGUUGAACAAAGAGAAAGUGGACUGUGACCAGAUGCGGUCUGACAUCCAGACACAAACUGACUUAUUAGAACAAGAGAAACAAGACAUAAAAGAGGAAAGAGACAGGUUGGAAUUCACAAAGAUAGAGCUGCAAAAGAAGAAGGAAAACCUUGAAUGUCUGUUUGACGGCAUAUACAGAGAGAAAGCCAACAUUAAAGAUCUAGCCCUUCAUGUUCAGACAAAAAGGGACGAACUUGAGAAAGUCAUUAACAUGAUUGCCUUCAGACGAAAAGAACAAGAGCUCAGGGGAGACGACAUCAAAAGACAAACACAAGAACUGGAGACCAGUAAGAACAGCGCACUGGCAGAAAGACAAGAACUGGAAGUUUUGAAGAAGCAUCUCAACAAGAAGGGGGAAGAGCUUGAAGCUGCCAUGAAUAGCAUCAGUGGAGAGAGAGGACAACUCAGUCAGAUGAAGAUCAGUACUGAGAGGGACAGGGAAAUACUUUUGAAUGAAAAGGACAGACUAGAAAGAGAUCGGUCAGAGCUGAAAAUAAGAAAAGAACAACUCUUGAAUAAAAUGAAAUCAAUAGAAUCUCUGAGGGCAAAACUUCAACACCUGAGUGAAAGGAUGAGUGAAGACAUGAGAGACAAAAUCGCCAGACUGGAGCAAAACAACGACGACAUUCUGAAACUAUUGACUGUAUUGGAGCAAAAGCAUUGGGAUUUGUGUGAAAAGAAAGAAUAUAUGCCACGUUACGCUAAGGCAAUCGAGACUGAAAAGAAAGGUUUGAAGAGUGUUUUGGCCGAAAUUGUCAUCCAGAGACAAGAUAUGGAAAAUCGAAUGAAACAAGAGGCUUUGUUGGGAACGACGGAUCUUGAAAAGCUGAAGGCAGAGCUGAAGCAAGACAGAGAGGAUCUGAACAGAAUGACUGAGCUGUUGAACAAAGAGAAAGUGCACUUGGACCAGAUGAGGUCUGACAUCCAGAGACAAACUGACGUAUUAGAACAAGAGAAACAAGACAUAAAAGUGGCAAGAGACAAGUUGGACAUCACAAAGACUGAGCUGCAAAAGAAGAAGGAAAAUGCAGUCAGUCUGUUUGACGAGAUAAACAGAGAGAAAACCCACGUGAAAAAUCUGACUCUUCGGGUUCGGAGAGAACGAGAUGAACUCGAAAAUGUCAUGAACAUGAUUACCUUCAGACAAAAAGAGCAAGAACUCAAGGAAGACGACAUCAAAAGACAAACACAAGAACUGGAGACCAGUAAGAACAGUGUACUGGCAGAAAGAGAAGAACUGGAACUUUUGAGGAAGGACCUCAACAAGAAAGUAGAAGAGGUGGAAUCAGCCACAAACAGCAUGAGUGGAGAGCGCGAACAACUCACGAAAAUGAAGACUGACCAUGACAAAGGGAGAGAAAUGCUUUUGAAUGAAAAGGACAUAAUGGACAGAGAAAGGGAAGAGCUGAAAAUAAGAGAAGAUCAACUGAUGAGUAAAAUGAAAUCCAUAGAAACUCUGAGAGCAAAACUUCUACAGCAAAAUGUGACGAUAAGUGAAGGCGUAAAAUACAAGGUGGACAGGUUGAGACAAAACAAUGAGGAUGUGCUAAUGCUGUACACUGUAUUGGAACAAAAGCUUGGAGAACUUGAUAAACAGAAAGAAAGCGUGGCUGGUGACACUGAGAUUUUAGAGAGAGAAAGGGAAAGUCUGCUAAGUAUGCUCUCCGACAUGGACAUCCAGAGAGAACACAUGGAAAAUAUGUGGAAGCAAAAGUUUGAGAUGGAAAAACAAAAUCUUGGAAAACUUAAGGCACAACUGAAGCGAGACAGAGAGGAUCUGAAUAGAAGGAAUGAGCUGUUGAACAAAGAGAAAGUGGACUGUGACCAGAUGCGGUCUGACAUCCAGACACAAACUGACUUAUUAGAACAAGAGAAACAAGACAUAAAAGAGGAAAGAGACAGGUUGGAAUUCACAAAGAUAGAGCUGCAAAAGAAGAAGGAAAACCUUGAAUGUCUGUUUGACGGCAUAUACAGAGAGAAAGCCAACAUUAAAGAUCUAGCCCUUCAUGUUCAGACAAAAAGGGACGAACUUGAGAAAGUCAUUAACAUGAUUGCCUUCAGACGAAAAGAACAAGAGCUCAGGGGAGACGACAUCAAAAGACAAACACAAGAACUGGAGACCAGUAAGAACAGCGCACUGGCAGAAAGACAAGAACUGGAAGUUUUGAAGAAGCAUCUCAACAAGAAGGGGGAAGAGCUUGAAGCUGCCAUGAAUAGCAUCAGUGGAGAGAGAGGACAACUCAGUCAGAUGAAGAUCAGUACUGAGAGGGACAGGGAAAUACUUUUGAAUGAAAAGGACAGACUAGAAAGAGAUCGGUCAGAGCUGAAAAUAAGAAAAGAACAACUCUUGAAUAAAAUGAAAUCAAUAGAAUCUCUGAGGGCAAAACUUCAACACCUGAGUGAAAGGAUGAGUGAAGACAUGAGAGACAAAAUCGCCAGACUGGAGCAAAACAACGACGACAUUCUGAAACUAUUGACUGUAUUGGAGCAAAAGCAUUGGGAUUUGUGUGAAAAGAAAGAAUAUAUGCCACGUUACGCUAAGGCAAUCGAGACUGAAAAGAAAGGUUUGAAGAGUGUUUUGGCCGAAAUUGUCAUCCAGAGACAAGAUAUGGAAAAUCGAAUGAAACAAGAGGCUUUGUUGGGAACGACGGAUCUUGAAAAGCUGAAGGCAGAGCUGAAGCAAGACAGAGAGGAUCUGAACAGAAUGACUGAGCUGUUGAACAAAGAGAAAGUGCACUUGGACCAGAUGAGGUCUGACAUCCAGAGACAAACUGACGUAUUAGAACAAGAGAAACAAGACAUAAAAGUGGCAAGAGACAAGUUGGACAUCACAAAGACUGAGCUGCAAAAGAAGAAGGAAAAUGCAGUCAGUCUGUUUGACGAGAUAAACAGAGAGAAAACCCACGUGAAAAAUCUGACUCUUCGGGUUCGGAGAGAACGAGAUGAACUCGAAAAUGUCAUGAACAUGAUUACCUUCAGACAAAAAGAGCAAGAACUCAAGGAAGACGACAUCAAAAGACAAACACAAGAACUGGAGACCAGUAAGAACAGUGUACUGGCAGAAAGAGAAGAACUGGAACUUUUGAGGAAGGACCUCAACAAGAAAGUAGAAGAGGUGGAAUCAGCCACAAACAGCAUGAGUGGAGAGCGCGAACAACUCACGAAAAUGAAGACUGACCAUGACAAAGGGAGAGAAAUGCUUUUGAAUGAAAAGGACAUAAUGGACAGAGAAAGGGAAGAGCUGAAAAUAAGAGAAGAUCAACUGAUGAGUAAAAUGAAAUCCAUAGAAACUCUGAGAGCAAAACUUCUACAGCAAAAUGUGACGAUAAGUGAAGGCGUAAAAUACAAGGUGGACAGGUUGAGACAAAACAAUGAGGAUGUGCUAAUGCUGUACACUGUAUUGGAACAAAAGCUUGGAGAACUUGAUAAACAGAAAGAAAGCGUGGCUGGUGACACUGAGAUUUUAGAGAGAGAAAGGGAAAGUCUGCUAAGUAUGCUCUCCGACAUGGACAUCCAGAGAGAACACAUGGAAAAUAUGUGGAAGCAAAAGUUUGAGAUGGAAAAACAAAAUCUUGGAAAACUUAAGGCACAACUGAAGCGAGACAGAGAGGAUCUGAAUAGAAGGAAUGAGCUGUUGAACAAAGAGAAAGUGGACUGUGACCAGAUGCGGUCUGACAUCCAGACACAAACUGACUUAUUAGAACAAGAGAAACAAGACAUAAAAGAGGAAAGAGACAGGUUGGAAUUCACAAAGAUAGAGCUGCAAAAGAAGAAGGAAAACCUUGAAUGUCUGUUUGACGGCAUAUACAGAGAGAAAGCCAACAUUAAAGAUCUAGCCCUUCAUGUUCAGACAAAAAGGGACGAACUUGAGAAAGUCAUUAACAUGAUUGCCUUCAGACGAAAAGAACAAGAGCUCAGGGGAGACGACAUCAAAAGACAAACACAAGAACUGGAGACCAGUAAGAACAGCGCACUGGCAGAAAGACAAGAACUGGAAGUUUUGAAGAAGCAUCUCAACAAGAAGGGGGAAGAGCUUGAAGCUGCCAUGAAUAGCAUCAGUGGAGAGAGAGGACAACUCAGUCAGAUGAAGAUCAGUACUGAGAGGGACAGGGAAAUACUUUUGAAUGAAAAGGACAGACUAGAAAGAGAUCGGUCAGAGCUGAAAAUAAGAAAAGAACAACUCUUGAAUAAAAUGAAAUCAAUAGAAUCUCUGAGGGCAAAACUUCAACACCUGAGUGAAAGGAUGAGUGAAGACAUGAGAGACAAAAUCGCCAGACUGGAGCAAAACAACGACGACAUUCUGAAACUAUUGACUGUAUUGGAGCAAAAGCAUUGGGAUUUGUGUGAAAAGAAAGAAUAUAUGCCACGUUACGCUAAGGCAAUCGAGACUGAAAAGAAAGGUUUGAAGAGUGUUUUGGCCGAAAUUGUCAUCCAGAGACAAGAUAUGGAAAAUCGAAUGAAACAAGAGGCUUUGUUGGGAACGACGGAUCUUGAAAAGCUGAAGGCAGAGCUGAAGCAAGACAGAGAGGAUCUGAACAGAAUGACUGAGCUGUUGAACAAAGAGAAAGUGCACUUGGACCAGAUGAGGUCUGACAUCCAGAGACAAACUGACGUAUUAGAACAAGAGAAACAAGACAUAAAAGUGGCAAGAGACAAGUUGGACAUCACAAAGACUGAGCUGCAAAAGAAGAAGGAAAAUGCAGUCAGUCUGUUUGACGAGAUAAACAGAGAGAAAACCCACGUGAAAAAUCUGACUCUUCGGGUUCGGAGAGAACGAGAUGAACUCGAAAAUGUCAUGAACAUGAUUACCUUCAGACAAAAAGAGCAAGAACUCAAGGAAGACGACAUCAAAAGACAAACACAAGAACUGGAGACCAGUAAGAACAGUGUACUGGCAGAAAGAGAAGAACUGGAACUUUUGAGGAAGGACCUCAACAAGAAAGUAGAAGAGGUGGAAUCAGCCACAAACAGCAUGAGUGGAGAGCGCGAACAACUCACGAAAAUGAAGACUGACCAUGACAAAGGGAGAGAAAUGCUUUUGAAUGAAAAGGACAUAAUGGACAGAGAAAGGGAAGAGCUGAAAAUAAGAGAAGAUCAACUGAUGAGUAAAAUGAAAUCCAUAGAAACUCUGAGAGCAAAACUUCUACAGCAAAAUGUGAAGAUAAGUGAAGGCGUAAAAUACAAGGUGGACAGGUUGAGACAAAACAAUGAGGAUGUGCUAAUGCUGUACACUGUAUUGGAACAAAAGCUUGGAGAACUUGAUAAACAGAAAGAAAGCGUGGCUGGUGACACUGAGAUUUUAGAGAGAGAAAGGGAAAGUCUGCUAAGUAUGCUCUCCGACAUGGACAUCCAGAGAGAACACAUGGAAAAUAUGUGGAAGCAAAAGUUUGAGAUGGAAAAACAAAAUCUUGGAAAACUUAAGGCACAACUGAAGCGAGACAGAGAGGAUCUGAAUAGAAGGAAUGAGCUGUUGAACAAAGAGAAAGUGGACUGUGACCAGAUGCGGUCUGACAUCCAGACACAAACUGACUUAUUAGAACAAGAGAAACAAGACAUAAAAGAGGAAAGAGACAGGUUGGAAUUCACAAAGAUAGAGCUGCAAAAGAAGAAGGAAAACCUUGAAUGUCUGUUUGACGGCAUAUACAGAGAGAAAGCCAACAUUAAAGAUCUAGCCCUUCAUGUUCAGACAAAAAGGGACGAACUUGAGAAAGUCAUUAACAUGAUUGCCUUCAGACGAAAAGAACAAGAGCUCAGGGGAGACAUCAAAAGACAAACACAAGAACUGGAGACCAGUAAGAACAGCGCACUGGCAGAAAGACAAGAACUGGAAGUUUUGAAGAAGCAUCUCAACAAGAAGGGGGAAGAGCUUGAAGCUGCCAUGAAUAGCAUCAGUGGAGAGAGAGGACAACUCAGUCAGAUGAAGAUCAGUACUGAGAGGGACAGGGAAAUACUUUUGAAUGAAAAGGACAGACUAGAAAGAGAUCG
Messenger RNA from Micropterus salmoides (largemouth bass), 10082 nucleotides. Its product is annotated as golgin subfamily A member 4-like. The transcript has a single exon. Lineage: Eukaryota; Metazoa; Chordata; Actinopteri; Centrarchiformes; Centrarchidae. The annotation marks the transcript as partial. The record is from RefSeq and is a predicted model, not a curated record.